CUCUGGAAGUUCAGUAGACCAGCGUCGCAACUGGGCGAUGCACCUCAAAGGGAGCGAUUAUAUCUUUGCGGCGGAUUUGACCUUCACAUCGCAGAUAAAAUCGUCACGAUUUGAAUGACACUUUCCUGUACCUCUUCUCAGCUAACGUCUCUUUCAUUUGAAGAGAAAACUAAUUAUCAGAGGACAAGGUUUUUGGUUCUGAAAAGUGACCGCUCCUCUUGAACGAUCCCCUGUGGGAGGAUUUUCUUCCUAAAUAGAGAUUUAUUUCUUUAUUUUGAAACCAGACAACCGAUAACUUAAUCGAAUAUGGUACGGGACACGCUAGUCAAACUCGAUUGAUUUGUGUGUGUUGAAUUGGAGGCUCAGGAGCACCAUCAGAAAAACUUCAGGGAGAAGAGGAGGCUGUUUCAGUGUCUACAGGCUGUUUUAAGGUGGACCAGAGCAACCAGCAGCCAUGCUGUCCCUGGACGAGCCGCUGGACUUAAAGCUUCCCUCACGACGCUCAGAUGGUCUGUUGAGAUUAGGAAAGAGGGCUUAUCCUUCUUCUAUCUGUGCCCCUCUUGGCACCAAUCGGCCACACCUGAUAUGCACAACCUUUCCAUCUCCUCCCUCCUCCCCAGAUUCUCUGUCUUCUUCUCAAGAACGACCCGGGUCCUGCUUCAGUCCUCCAGCCAUGGACCUCAGCAUGUCACCUUCCUCCCGCCAUGCCUCCUCUCUGUCCCCAUCUCCGUCCUCCCCCUGUUCCCUCUCCCCUUCCUCACCCCUGGAGUCCCUUAACAGCAGCACCAGCUCUCAGCAGCAUCUCUUCUCAUGGGAACCAGCUCGUCAUCAAGGUAUAGAGGGCGGAGCUUCACCGCAGGGUUUUCCCUUUUAUCUGCCCAUUGGGAGCUCACCGGGAGCAUACACUUUCCCCUCGUCCAUCUUCAUGGGUCAGAACAGAGAGAAGCAAGUUUCACCAGAGCCCUCAUUGGAUGGUCAGCUGGCCUGCAGAUGGAUGAAGUGCCACCUGCUGUUCGACUCGCUGCAGGACUUGGUCGAUCACAUCAACGACUUCCAUGUAAAGCCUGAAAAGGAUUCUGGGUACUGCUGCCAGUGGGAGGGCUGUGCUCGUAACGGGAGGGGCUUUAAUGCCAGGUAUAAGAUGCUGAUUCACAUCCGUACUCACACUAAUGAGAAGCCGCACCACUGUCCCACCUGCAACAAGAGCUUCUCACGUCUGGAGAACCUGAAAAUACACACCCGAUCACACACAGGAGAAAAACCCUACAUCUGCCCUUAUGAGGGCUGCAGCAAACGGUACUCCAACUCCAGCGACCGCUUCAAACACACCCGCACACACUACGUGGACAAGCCCUACUACUGCAAGAUGGCAGGCUGUCUGAAACGCUACACAGAUCCCAGCUCGCUACGCAAGCACAUCAAGGCCCACGGGCACUUUGUUGCCCAGGAACAAGGUGCUGGGAGCAGUCUGGGGACCAGGCCAGGCCUCCCCGGGCACCAGAGGCAAGCUGAACAUCCACCUGUUGGCGGUGCUCACAUCUUCAUCCCCAGUGCUGCAGCUGCUCUUCUUGGAGGCCUCGGGGGGUCUUUGCCGCUCUAUGCUUCCUGCCACGCCAGAGAUCUGGGUCACCAGGGGGCACCACUUUUCACCAUGGGGGGAGGAGGAGGCUUCCCUGGCUCUCCUCUGUUACACUUUGGACUUUCAGCAGCAUCCAUGCUGGGACUGGGAGCUUUGAGAGGCUUGGGACGGAUGGAAGGGAAGGACAUGGAAGGUGAAGAGGAAGAGGAGGAAGCAGAGGAGGGGGAGGUGCUGAACCUGUCUGCAGGGGUGGGGCCCAGACGAGGUGACCCUUUGUCAUGGAUGAUGGUUCCAACAAGGGCCCUCAUACUCAAACCAGCUGUUAGCUAGGAUGAGCACUCAAAAAGUGUGAUUGGGUGUGUGUGUGUGUGCGUGUGUGUGUGUGUGUGUGUGCGCGUGUGUGUGUGCGUGCAUGUACAAGUGAGGGAACAAAGGUUGCUCUUACCUGCAGAGCCAUAAAAGCACUUCAGUCAUUCCAGCCUGCAAACAAAUGACGACAGACUGACAGAUGCAAAGAAGUCUUUGUGUUGAAUGUACAAAACAAACAAGAACAUUACCUGCACUUUGCAUGUUACAGCUAUCUGAAACGUAAAAAUGAUCACUUCACUUACAUCAUUUUUCAAAGAAUAGAGGUACACUUAGCAGUAUCCAGCCAUGCAGAUCUUUUUCUAAAAUCAAAGAACUCUCUUCCUGAAGUCUGCAUUUUAUUUUUUAAAUCCACAGCCAUCACAGUUUCAAAUGUUUGUUUUAAACUAAAUUACAUUAUGAUUUUCAGAUGUAAUGUAAAGCCAUCCUAGAAAGCCUGGUUAGUCAACUAUUAGAGGAAUCAGGUUUACAUCUAUUUUACUUUAACCUAAGCUUUUCUUUGUGUUGGGUAUUAAUAAUGAAAUGUUAGCAUGCUAACAUGCUACACUAAGAUUGGUUAUAAUGUUAACUCAAUGUCUUGUUUACAACUGCUUUUAGGCAUGUCAUUUUGAGCAUUUAAGCAUGCUGAUUUUAGCAUUUAACUCCACAUGUGAUGGCUCAUAUUUCUUUUUUUUUUUUUUUACUUUUGAUAACUAUCUGCAUGGUUUGAUUUUGGAGGUGUGACCGAUUCAUUGAUGUUUCUCCUGUUCAUCUUCAAAUAUUCACCGUAGUAGACAAUCACUUGUAAUAGAUGAACUGCAGGAACAUGAAAAAGCAGGUGCACUUAUAUGUUUGACAAUCCUCACUGACUGAUUCCAUGGACCCAUUUGUUACUUAUAAACAAAUACAGAGAAAAGCAGGAUUAUGGGGAGCAAUGUGAAAUACAGUUCAAACACAACAAUUUAAACUCCCCAGGAGUUUUUAGCUAGUUAUGAAAAAGACUGAACCUGAUAUUGGAGCCUCUUUAUGAGCUACAAAACCAUUUGAGACAAUGAGUAUACAGAUGAACUAUUUGUAUUUGGUUAUUUCUAAUGAAAUGAACGUAAACAUUGCUGAAGGGUAGGUGUCACACUACAUGAUUGAAAGCACACUGCACAGAAAUAAGCCUUUUGUGUACAUUUUCUAAUGCCCAGAUUCUUCACAAGUAACGCUUUGACUAGUAAAAGAAAGCAGGAUGAGAUGUUUUGUUUAAAGACACAUUACUUUCAUAUACAGGUUUAAACCUGAUACAAUGUUUUACUUUGUCCCUUCCCCGGGGGCAAAAUUAUACACAAACCAAAAGUUCCCAAAACAAAAGUUGAAUAAUUCCAUGACUCCCUUAAAGUGGUUUAAAACACAUUUGAUUGCUUCACAUGACAAGAGCACAAGGAGUGUUGACAUGAUGCUUUAUGUGUAUUGAGAAGAGAGCUAUAUGUUUUUAAAAGUCAUCCGAUCAGACAAUUGAAUUUAACGUGACUGAGAAUCAAAAUCAUAGUCUUGUUCUUAAAAGUAGGUGUCCGACUUUAAUCUGUACAACACGCGCACCUGAGACGACCUCUUAUUGCUUAGUUCCCAAGCAGAAGAGACAGAAAAUAAUUACACCCCUCGAGGAAAACCGAAUCUCAUGAGGCCUUAUCAUGGAUACACAACUCAGACAAAGAUAAAGCAACCCUGCUCAGACUUGUUACCAUCUUUUAUCCAAUAGCUGCUCUUGGUAUCAAAUAUUUAUAAAAUUAUUAUAAUGAUAUAAAAAUCAACCUAUAGCAGUGGUUUUCAAAUUGUGUUGAUGCCUCCCCUGGGGGGGGGGGGGGGGGGGGGGGGCACCAGAGGACUUCAGGGAAGGUGCAGCAUUAGGAAAAAAUAAACCAAACCAAACCAAGCGGAAACAUCUUGUUAACUUACUUCUGCGAUGUGUGGGGUAAAAAGGAUAUAUACAGGGAGAGGAGACAGAUCCUGGAGAGAGAUAAAAAAAAAAAGGAGGAAGAACUGUAUAUGACCAUGACUAUUUGAAGUUUGGAUUUUCAUGGAUUAGUCCAGAUGAUGAUCCAUGGCCAAAGUCGGUGCUAACUAUUCACAGUAUAAGGCCAUGUAAAAUCCUUGUGCCAUAUUGAGACCAAGCACCAAAGUUUGGAGACCAAGUUACGGGAGUUUUUUUUUAGAAAGCUUAAGGAAUUCCAGUCACAGAACUGUAGUUGUUUUGGGGACAUCUCUAUAACUUUUGACAAACAAACUAAAUUACAACAAUUUCUGUUACGGUUUUUGUUUUCAAGGGGUUUUUUAUAUUUGUAAAACUAUCAUUGUGCAGAGAACUUAAAAAUCACUGACAUCACCAUCAUUCAAACGCUCUGGGGCAAUCAUUUCAUUUGUCUUCAUAGUAGUAAACUUUACACAGUAAGUUUAUGUGCAGGGCAAUUCUUUGGAAUUGAAUGGAUGUGAGCUUUGAGUCCUGUAUCCAGAUCUUCAUAAUACUAUCAUCCAUUGGCCUAAAACCACACAUUGUCAUUUGUCAUUUCUCUCAGCUACUCUUUGGUUUGAAUAGGUCAGAAACAGUUUGGCUCAGAGUUAGUUUUGGCUUGUGACUUAAGACUUAACCCACUCAGGUUUAAGGUUGUACUAUUUGCUUUUAGUUUAUCUUAAGUACAUAUGUACUUGCUCUAUUAAUCAUUCCAAGACAAUGAUCUAACCAUGAUCAGCCCUACCUUUUGGACUGCAUUCACAGAGGAAGGUAGACAAAAGUGUGUAUAAGGCAGUACUGGGUACACAUUUGCUUUGAAAGAAUGUGAAAACACAAAACGGUACUCAACAAGAAGCCAAAUAAGAAAUGUCUCUUGAGUAUUUUUUUCUGCAUUAAUGUUUGACAAUGGCCAUAUAAGGCCAGUUUCUUUGUUGAUUUAUCUUGUAUUGUUUGCAUUUUGAUUUAUCCUAAUCAGUAUUUCAAUGGUGUCUAAGUUCCUUGUGUUUCAAACAAAAUAUAUCAAACAAAAUAUGACAAAUAUUUACAGAUAUGUUGAGUGUAAAAUGUGAUUUUGUUGAGUUAGGAAACAAAACAUUGAGAACUUGACAACAGAUGGGAUCUGUACAUCAGGGCCACUGCAACACUUUCUAUGGACGUCACCAGUGAUGGGGACGAGGACAAUGACUGUCAAUAAACAGACAAAUGACAAAUGAA
Molecule: messenger RNA, 5132 nt
Organism: Labrus mixtus (cuckoo wrasse)
Lineage: Eukaryota; Metazoa; Chordata; Actinopteri; Labriformes; Labridae
Product: zinc finger protein GLIS2-like
Exons: 7
Coding region: 455-1909 (484 amino acids)
Biological process (GO): smoothened signaling pathway; regulation of transcription by RNA polymerase II
Cellular component (GO): nucleus
Molecular function (GO): RNA polymerase II cis-regulatory region sequence-specific DNA binding; DNA-binding transcription factor activity, RNA polymerase II-specific
Source: RefSeq, a predicted model, not a curated record